AUGGCUCAUCAUUCGUCAGGACAGAACUGGGAUUCUCUCUAUCCCUACAAUGCUACUGAGCAUUCAGUAUCAAGCUUGCUUCCUCCAUUCUACUGGGACUCUCUCGCAAAUGCUGCAGCACCUUCUCCCCAAGACCUCGUGCGUACAGCGCCGUGGCCGAGGCAAGACUAUUCUGUAGUUCCUGUUGACGAUUCGAUCGUGGCAUAUCCAUACUACAGUUCGCUGUCAGAUCCCACACCAUUCUACUGGCCUUUCUGGAGUCCUUGGGAAGCCAAUUACUGGUUUGCCGACCCUCAAGAGUAUUACAACUACUACAGUCUUCCUCCCCAAGAUGUUUUGGAAACCACUCCAUUUUCAUGCGUUCAAGACGCCUUGCAUCAACAAUCCACUCUACCAUAUAUCCCCAACGUCCAAGGUUUCGAUGCGGGAGUCGUUGACCUAAGCUUUCUGGCGCCAGAUGAAAGAUAUAUUGUCGAGUCAAGGCUGGAAAACAUCAAGUGGAAGUUUAUUAAAGUGGGAUAUGCGAUGUACUGGAAGCCCAUGACCAUGUCGGGACUGGCAAUGAAAUUGAAGAGGAUGCGAGAAAAGCACAAGGUUCUGGAGCAUAUCAUACCAGUGAAGCCCCAUGGAGGCGUGAAAGCUCCAUAG
This is a messenger RNA of Fusarium proliferatum ET1, 648 nucleotides long. RefSeq lists its product as uncharacterized. The record is from RefSeq and is a predicted model, not a curated record. Lineage: Eukaryota; Fungi; Ascomycota; Sordariomycetes; Hypocreales; Nectriaceae. The coding region runs from base 1 to 648 and encodes 215 amino acids. The transcript has a single exon.